CCAGAUUCGAAAUUUCAGACCAACGUUCGAACACAGCAAGAUGGCGUUCACUAUUGAGGGAUUGAAGCGGAUCAUGGACAAAGGAACAUCGUUCACCGAAGCCAACUUUAAGUCGGCCGCCAGCGCGUACUACGGGUAUCUCGCGUGGUUUCACAGUGAGGCCGCUGAUGACGGAGACUUUAUCUGGGAGGCGAUAGAUGUUCAUGGCGGUCCUUUCACAUUGACGAUAAAGAAAGAACAUAAGGUAUUCGGACUGUGCAGAGAAAGCAUACAGGCUGGCUAUCCUCACAACGGUUACCCCUUCGCCCCCCAAAUGUCACCUUAUUCCAAGGUCCCCGCCCCAGGCGCAGUCUCUGACCGGGAAAUGGCUUCCACAGCCGAAGAUCAAUCAUGGGCAAGGAAGUGGCAAGAGUCCGAGCUCUUCGAGAAAGUGCGGGAGACCUUGAAAGAAUAUGUCCCGAAGACUGCUCUCACGAACAAGGUCGUCGGUUUCGGUCUCGGAGGCCAGAGCGAAGAACUCCUUGGGCAGAGUGUCCUCGCCGCUGAAGUCGGCGAAGUGCUGAACACGGAAGGGCGGAAACACUGGGGCGACGCAAGCUAUCCGGAAAGGGACGAGAAGACGAUGGAUGUGUGGUAUGAGGACCCCACCGCCUGCGAGAGCCUCCUCCAGUACGUCAACAGCAAAUUUCCGGGCAUCGAAGUCGAACUACGCGGCGUCACGACGGACCAAAUCACGGAUAUCAACAAAGUGCUGACAGAGGGCGAGGAAGCCUUUGUCAAACGCUUCGCGCUGCCUUAUCUCGACGGCAACACCUUCGUUGUCUCCAUCGCACCGAAACAGGUCACGCGCCAAGCGGUUAUAGAAAUGACGCACCCGUACGGGGGACCUGCAGGCAUGUUAUGCCCGAAGAUCGUGGGCGCGGACCUCCUGUUCUAUCCGAAAGGCGAAGUUGGCCCCGAUCCCUCUUGCACCCUCCUCGAGAAAUACAAGAAUGAAUGCUAUGAGAUUGACCUCGGAACGCAUUGGGAUCAGCCUCUAGCGCUCUACUUGAAGAAGGGGUGAGCUUGACGGCGGCUCAGCUUCGAAGAAGCGUUUGGGUAACUGAAGACCUCAGUCGGGGGGACUCAAGGGUCAAGCAGAGGAAUGUCGGUCUGGCUUGAAGCGGCGAUUGGGGGAUUUGAUAUGGGUACUGCUUUAAAAUUUUUUUUUGUAGCUAUGUCUCUCAUUAUAUUCCGACCAAUACUUUCAUUACUUAGCUUAGUUUGUUUGUACUUUUACAAUAUAUCCGGC
Molecule: messenger RNA, 1291 nt
Organism: Trematosphaeria pertusa
Lineage: Eukaryota; Fungi; Ascomycota; Dothideomycetes; Pleosporales; Trematosphaeriaceae
Exons: 1
Coding region: 41-1063 (340 amino acids)
Source: RefSeq, a predicted model, not a curated record